AGUCACUCACACUCAUUCUGUCCUCUGUCUCACCAGCAACAGAACUUUCAGUUCCUGUGAUUCACUUCACUUUUUCUCAUUUUUUUUAAUUUUAAUUGUUUUGCUUUGAUUCACUCCUGGAAACUAUACAGCGCUCUGCUUCUACUGAGGAUUUCUUUUUUUCCACUGCAGCAUGGAGGUCACCACUGGGGAAUAUGCUGAUAACUAUGAAUAUUAUGAUGAUAACGAAACUGCAUGUGACUACUCGGAGUGGGAGCCCUCUUACUCCCUCAUCCCGGUCCUCUACAUGCUCAUCUUUAUCCUGGGCCUGUCAGGUAAUGGUGUGGUCAUUUUCACGGUGUGGAGGUCCAAAUCUAAGCGUCGUGCUGCAGAUGUGUACAUAGGAAACCUGGCCCUUGCUGACCUCACCUUUGUGGUGACCCUACCUCUCUGGGCUGUGUACACAGCUCUGGGCUACCACUGGCCGUUUGGGGUGGCUCUUUGCAAGAUAAGCAGCUACGUUGUUCUCGUCAACAUGUACGCCAGCGUGUUCUGCCUCACCUGCCUGAGCUUUGAUCGUUACCUGGCCAUCGUGCACUCCCUCUCCAGCAACAAGCUGCGUUCACGAGGCACCAUGCUGGCGUCCCUGGGUGCUAUCUGGCUCAUGUCCGGUCUCCUGGCCGUGCCCACGCUCCUUUUCCGCACCACUGUGAGUGACCAAAACAACCGGACCACAUGUGCCAUGGACUUCAGCAUGGUGACCAGGAGCCAGAAGCACGAGUCCCUCUGGAUUGCGGGACUCAGUCUGUCCUCCUCUGCCUUGGGUUUUCUCCUACCUUUCUUGGCCAUGACCAUCUUCUACUGCUUCAUCGGCUGCACGGUCACCCGUCACUUCAACAACCUGCGCAAGGAGGACCAAAAGAAAAAGCGCCUGCUGAAGAUCAUCACCACACUGGUGGUGGUGUUUGCCAUCUGCUGGACUCCCUUCCACGUGCUGAAGAGCAUGGAUGCCCUGUCCUACCUGAACCUUGCUCCAAACUCCUGCAGCUUCCUGCGGUUCCUCCUGCUGGCUCACCCCUACGCUACUUGCUUGGCCUACGUCAACAGCUGCCUCAACCCGUUCCUGUAUGCCUUCUUUGACCUUCGUUUUCGUUCCCAAUGUCUGUGCCUGCUCAACCUGAAGAAGGCACUGCACGGCCAGAUGAGCUCCAUGUCAUCUACCCUAAGCGCCCAGACUCAGAAAUCAGAAGUUCAGUCUCUGGCCACCAAAGUUUAGAGAGUAAAAGGAGACGUGGAGCAGGGCUGCGGGACAGUCCCAGCUCCAACCACUGGAACACUUGUAAAAAUAUACACUUUAUGUGUCCAUUGUUUAACGCUGGUAAGAUGAGAUGAUGAACUUUAAGCUGUCACUGCCUACAGUUAUGAAUUCCACUGUAAAUUCCUCCGAUUCUACAGCACGAGGUUGAUGCUCUGUGUGAUGUGUGAACUGAAGCUGGAGCCAGCUGGCUGAACUCUUUAGCUGCUUCUGUCCUCAAAUUCUCAGAGAAGAAGUCUAUAUUUUUGUCUCCACAAGAUUUUUUCAUUUAUAUCACAAAAGACUGCAGAUCUAUGAAUUGUGAACCAGACUUGCAUGGAAAUCUUUUUACACUGGAUAAAAAACACAAAGCUAUACAAUAUUUUCAUACUUUUUUUUUUUUUUGUUUUCCAGAUGUGUUGUUAUUUUGUUUUAUAAGCACUUGUUAAGAAUGUGUGAGCAGGGAUAUCAAGCAGAGCCAGGUCCUUUUCAAUGCCUGAUGUUUGUGAAGUUUGAAGUCUGGGCUGCAGGGAGAGAGGGAGGGACGGAGGUGUAAGAGGAGAAAAGGUGUUGCGGCUUAAUUAUAUAGUUUGUGGAGAAGUGACGGGGGGCAGACAGGCAGAUGGCAGUUGACAAAUGUUGUUGAGAAACAGGAGCGGGGUGGGGUGGGAUGGAGGGGCUUCGUGGUGUAGCCCCAGCACUAAAAAAGGGGACAAAGGAACUUCAUAAUUGUUCCAAACUGAUGUAUAUGUUUUUUUUUAGACAUCACUGUAACUAACUACUGUAUUAAACACAUGUGCUAUAAAGAGA
Cololabis saira (Pacific saury) is the source of this 2083-nucleotide messenger RNA. RefSeq names its product apelin receptor a (gene aplnra). Gene Ontology annotation, molecular function: G protein-coupled receptor activity. Lineage: Eukaryota; Metazoa; Chordata; Actinopteri; Beloniformes; Belonidae. The record is from RefSeq and is a predicted model, not a curated record. Gene Ontology annotation, cellular component: membrane. Bases 173 to 1255 code for a protein of 360 amino acids. Gene Ontology annotation, biological process: G protein-coupled receptor signaling pathway; immune response. The transcript has a single exon.